UAUAAGGAGAAGCUCUCUUCAGCGCUCUCUCUCUCUCUCUCUCUCUCUCUCUCUGUCUGUGUCUGAGAAAUUCGGUUUAUAGGCAUGUCUUCCAUCACAAGAAAACGCUCAAAACCAAAGCAGAAAAGCUCACCUCCUUCAAUCCCAUUCCUACUAAAAGAGCCUCCUCCCUCUCUCUUCCCUUCCAAAGAAGAUCUUCUCAAGCUCUUCACUGUUGUUGCCAUCGCUUCCUCCGUCGUCAUCGCCUGCAAUUACGUUUUCACCAUCUUCAAUCGCCAUCCCAAGCCAUUCUGCGACAGCGACAACAUGACCGGAUUCUUCCACGAUCAUUCGAUUUCUGAUUUUUGUGAGCCUUGUCCAAACAAUGGAGAGUGUUCUAAAGGUAAGUUGGAGUGUCUUCCUGGGUAUAAGAAGCAUCGGAGGUUAUGCGUAGAAGAUGGAGAAAUCAAUCAAACAGCUAAGAAACUUUCAGAAUGGGUAGAAUAUCAUGUCUGUGAAGCAUAUGCUCGAUAUUUGUGCGAUGGCUCCGGGACAAUUUGGUUUCAGAAGGCGGAUAUAUUGAAGGAACUCGAUGAAUACAAGUCGAAGAACCUUGGCUGGAAAAAUGACACUUUUUUUUACUCAAAACAAAAGGCAAUGGAAACCAUGGAAAGCUACUUGGAAACAAGGACAGUUUCUGAUGGGAUCAAAGAACUCAAGUGUCCAGAUUGGUUGGCAGAACAUUAUAAACCACUUCUCUGCUGUAUCCGUCAAUGGAUCUACAGGCAUGCUGUACUUGUACUGCCAAUUUGUGCCUUGUUUCUAUUGUUCAUGACGUUUCUCCGGAGGGUUCGUCGCAGUCAUUAUCUAUCAACUAGAGCUGAACAGCUUUAUGAACAGGUUUGUGACAUACUUGAAGAAAAUGCCAUGACGGCAAAGACAAUAAAAGGUGAAAGUGAACCGUGGGUUGUUGCAUCUUACUUACGCGAUCAUCUACUUUUGCCGAGGGAAAGGAAGGACACUAUGUUGUGGAGAAAGGUUGAAGAGUUGGUGCAAGAAGAUUCCCGGUUAGAUCAAUACCCAAAGUUGGUCAAAGGUGAAUCAAGAACCGUGUGGGAAUGGCAAGUUGAAGGAUCUCUGAGCUUGAAGAGGGGAAAGAAGGUAGCUGCAAGCAAGAUGCAAUCUGUGGAGCAUGUGCACACGCCUUCUACAGCACAACAAAUGAAAACAGGCAAGCUUCUAAAUUCUUGAAUGGUAGUGUCUUUUAUUUGACAUUAAUAUGUAUUUCAAUCGAAGGCUUUUGUUUUUUUUUUGGUUUGCCUUUUUCUUCUUCUUCUUUUUUGAAAAGGGUUGAUGUACUCUUUAUGUAUUUUUAGUUUACAUUGCUGUGAUGAAAGCAUAGAUGAUCGAUUAUCAGCCUCA
Molecule: messenger RNA, 1401 nt
Organism: Magnolia sinica
Lineage: Eukaryota; Viridiplantae; Streptophyta; Magnoliopsida; Magnoliales; Magnoliaceae
Exons: 9
Coding region: 85-1230 (381 amino acids)
Cellular component (GO): nuclear inner membrane
Molecular function (GO): chromatin binding
Source: RefSeq, a predicted model, not a curated record